Molecule: messenger RNA, 1179 nt
Organism: Capronia coronata CBS 617.96
Lineage: Eukaryota; Fungi; Ascomycota; Eurotiomycetes; Chaetothyriales; Herpotrichiellaceae
Product: CMGC protein kinase
Exons: 3
Coding region: 1-1179 (392 amino acids)
Biological process (GO): protein phosphorylation
Cellular component (GO): cytoplasm; nucleus
Molecular function (GO): ATP binding; cyclin-dependent protein serine/threonine kinase activity
Source: RefSeq, a predicted model, not a curated record
AUGCCAGUCAAUAUCAGCUUUGCUGAGAGACUAGGCAAUAUAGUGUCAUUAACGAACGGGUUUGUAAACGCUGGGCAAGAAGCGGAUGCGGCUCGCAGGGCAGCCAGAGAGCUUGAGGAGGAGAUACUGAAUACGGCUUCUUCACCACACGAGUAUCAAAGCAAGCUUGCGCAAGCAAUCAGCUCCCUGCAGGGGCCUCCCGCACCAAAGGUCGUGGAACGAACUGAAGAGGCAGAGGAGCCAGAGUUAUUCAAUACCGAGGGACCAAGAUUUGGAGCAUAUCAAUAUGCAACAUUCCAUGCAGAUGGCCAGACGUCAACAAUAUUUAAGGCGCAGGCAAAGGACAGCACGGCAGCAGUGAGGAUAGUGGCACUCAAGGUCACAUACCCGGCGAUGCUAAAACCCCCACAUAACUCUGAAAGAGAGGCUCGACUGCUUGUCAAGGCCCAUCAUGAGCACAUCGUCCCACUCUUGGAUACUCUGCAUGAAUCUGGGGGUCGGUUCGUUCUCGUUUUUCCGUUUCUCCGGCAGGAUGUAGAGAACCUCCUCCGAUCGGGAAGGUUAGACAAAUCCCAGGCCAGCAUGAUCUUCCAGGGACUCCUCAAGGCCUUAGCACAUAUCCAUGCUCUUGGGAUGAUUCACAGAGAUGUCAAACCAUCCAAUAUCCUGCUCAAGACCAUGAAUGGCCCAGUCUAUCUUGCAGAUUUUGGAAUUGCCUGGUCACCAGAAGACAGAGACUCUGAAGCCGCAGACUCGAAAAUCACCGAUGUCGGGACAACCUGCUACAGGCCACCUGAAUUGCUCUUUGGGGACCGAUCAUAUGACGCGUCGUUGGACAUAUGGGCAGCAGGCUGCGUUGUUGCGGAGAUGGUGCGGGAUGGGCAUCAUCCCAUCUUUGAUGCAGGGCCGAUGGGGAGUGAACUCGGGUUGAUCAAGUCCAUCUUUACCACACUGGGCACCCCAAAUGAUCAAGAGUGGCCUUCAGCAAGGAAAUACCCUGACUGGGGGAAAAUGCGAUUCCAGUCAUUCCCAGCCAAAGCAUGGAAGGAUAUCCUACCGGGUGCGACGGAGCAGGCGAUUGACUUCGUCAGCAAGACAGUAUGCUAUGAAUGCACGCAGAGGUUGACUGCUCAACAGGCACUCGAGCAUGAUUUCGCAACUCAAAGUGUAAGCAGCUGA